UCUGCAUUUCAAUGCUCUUAUUGGAGAAAUACCGAAAGAGAUAGCUGAGCUGACUGAGCUAAGUGAUUUGUAUCUCAAUGUGAAUAAUUUGUCUGGGGAGAUUCCAUUUCAGAUUGGCAACAUGUCUAAUCUUCAAGAUUCUUGGUGGUUUAUUAUUUACGCUCAACAACAUUAUCAAAUUCACCUUCAUCAAUGGCUGAAGAAGAAAAGAAAAGUUCUUCCAUGUCUACCUGAAUGAUUAGUUGAAUAGAUGCCUAAUUAUUACUUGGACAGUCGUCCAUGGACUCCCUUUUGUUUUACUAUAUUUUAAUUUUAGACUUCAUUGUUGUUGCUUAACGUUGAGUCAAUCUUUUGAGCUAAGCGUUAUGGGAUCUGUGUUCUUGCACUACCAAAAAGGAAUGAUCUAUUGAGAGCUUCAUUUAAAAAGAAAUAUAUAUUUAUAGAUGUGUGUGUUCAUAGUUUAGCAGACCUGCUGUACAACAUUGUCAUUUUGAAGACUAUAACUGUAGACAAAUGGAAAAUUUUUUGAAACGAGCCUCAAUCUGGAUCUCUUUGUUUUCAGUUUUGCAGCUGUGUUACAAUAAGUUGACUGGGAGUUUACCAACACAACUGGGUUCUCUGAAGAAGCUUAACGUCCUUGCUCUACAAUAUAAUCAGUUAACUGGUGCAAUACCUGCAAGCUUGGGUGAUUUAGGAUUGUUAACAAGGCUGGAUUUGAGCUUUAAUGGUCUUUUUGGUUCAAUUCCAGUAAAAUUAGCUAAUGCUCCUAUGCUACAAGUUCUAGACAUUCGAAACAACAGCCUCUCUGGGGAUGUGCCUCCAGCUUUGAAGAGACUGAAUAGUGGAUUCCAGUAUGACAACAACCCUAAGUUAUGUGGAGUCGAGUUUCCUAACUUGGAAACAUGUGAUCAUCUAAACCCAGAUAGACCUGAGCCUUCCAAACCUAGUGGUGCAUUGCAAAAGGAUAUCCCAGAAUCUGCAAACUUACCUUCUAAUUGCAGCCAAAUUCACUGUUCAAAUUCAUCCAAAAGUCCACAGUAUGGUGUGAUAUUUAGUGUAAUUGGAGUUUUUAUUGUAUUAACUGUCACUGGACUUUUCACAUUCACAUGGUACCGUCGCCAGAAACAGAAAAUUGGAAGUGCAUUUGAUACUUCAGAUGGUCGGCUUAGUACUGACCAGGUCAAGGAAGUUUGUAGGAAGAAUGCCUCUCCACUCAUCAGCCUAGAGUAUUCCAAUGGGUGGGAUCCCUUGGCCGUGGGCCAGAGCAAAAGUGGACUCUCUCAGGAAUUUCUUGAGAGCUUCAUGUUCAAUUUAGAAGAGGUAGAACGAGCAACUCAGUGCUUCUCAGAGGUGAAUUUGUUGGGGAAGAGUAAUUUCUCAGCCACCUACAAGGGAAUCCUAAGAGAUGGGUCAAUUGUUGCUGUAAAGUGCAUCACCAAAAUGAGUUGUAAAUCUGAUGAAGCUGAUUUUUUGAAGGGUUUGAAGAAUUUGACCUCAUUGAAACAUGAAAAUCUGGUGAGAUUGAGAGGCUUUUGCUGCUCAAAAGGAAGGGGGGAGUGUUUUCUCAUUUACGAUUUUGUCCCAAAUGGAAACCUGUUGCAGUAUCUUGACAUAAAUGAGGGCAAUGGGAGGUUUCUUGAAUGGUCCGCCAGAAUAUCUAUCAUAAAAGGCAUUGCCAAAGGUAUUGGGUAUUUACAUGGUCAUAAAGGAAAUAAAUCUGCUCUAUUCCACCAGAACAUAUCAGCUGAGAAAGUGCUCAUUGACAGACGAUAUAAUCCGUUGCUCUCAGAUUCAGGCUUGCACAAACUGCUGGCAGAUGACAUUGUCUUCUCCAUGCUUAAAGCUAGUGCUGCCAUGGGAUACCUGGCCCCUGAGUACACAACUACUGGCCGUUUUACUGAAAAGAGUGAUGUCUAUGCAUUUGGCAUGAUUGUACUUCAACUCCUCAGUGGAAAACGUAUAGUCACCACAAUGACUCGCCAAGCAGUGGAAUCAUUCAGGGUCGAAGACUUUAUUGAUGCAAAUCUUGAAAGAAAGUUCUCAGAAUCAGAGGCAGCCAAACUCGGGAGAUUGGUGCUUCUUUGCACUCAUGAAUCUCCAAAUCAAAGGCCUACAAUGGAAUCUGUGUUGGAGGAACUACAUGAAAUUAUUGUCUCUCCUUAACUCAUAUUCAGAAUUACGGACAUUUUGCCUCAGUUUUCAACGUGCAAGAGGCUAGACUUGGAUCCCUCACUUCCGCACUAACCAGCUGAUGUUGAAAGCUCAAUUGCUAAUUGUUGCCCAACUUCGUUGUCUUUUCUUGAGGACUGAAUCUGUUGUAGACGUUGGGGUUGUUCGGCUUCGUUGUAAUUUGUUGGGAGUUGCAAUGAACUUUUAGUCAUUAGGUCGGGGGGCAGGUCUAAGUCUGUCAAGUGAUAUAUCUUUAGCUAAUGAACUGAAUUUAGGGAUGUAGUUAUGUUCAAAUUA
Molecule: messenger RNA, 2466 nt
Organism: Hevea brasiliensis (rubber tree)
Lineage: Eukaryota; Viridiplantae; Streptophyta; Magnoliopsida; Malpighiales; Euphorbiaceae
Product: probable leucine-rich repeat receptor-like protein kinase At5g63930
Exons: 4
Coding region: 514-2163 (549 amino acids)
Biological process (GO): protein phosphorylation
Cellular component (GO): membrane
Molecular function (GO): ATP binding; protein kinase activity; protein binding
Source: RefSeq, a predicted model, not a curated record